GCCCUCGGCCGGGCAGCCCUCGUCGGGGUCCUUGUGCGGUUGCGUAGCAGCUGCGAGGACGCGGGGCGAGUCGAAGGCUGGGUGGCGCCGUGUCGCUUCGCUACGGGGCGGAGGUGGGAGCGACAGCCCUCCCUGUGCUUCUCGAUCGCCCGCCGCUUCCCGGGCGCUGGCCUGAGGCCCGGGGGACCUCGGUAAGCGCGGCCGGGCCUCUUCCUGAGCAUUGCGGCGCCACAGCCAGGAAAACUCUGUUUUCCACCCGGACCCGUGUGCACGCCGCUGCCAUGGCUCCGGCCGCGCGAAACUCUGCCGUCGCCGUGCCGCAAACCCCCUGAGGCGCCUGCAAGCUCCGCCCGCGGUGAAGGCCUGUGAGAAACGAGCGCCGCCGCUGCCUGACGCGUCGUUUCCGUGCGCCCCGUUAGCCGGGCCUGGAGCGCGGGACAUGCUCAGCCGUGUUUGCAGCGUUGCACACAGUGCCAAGACCUCUCCCCUGAACUGAGCCCCUUGUUGCAGCUAGGCGCCAAUGGCCGAGGACAGAGCCAAACCCUGUGAGCUGGACCAAGAGAAAUACGACGCUGGUGACAACGUGAAGAUCAUAUGCCUGGGGGACAGUGCUGUGGGCAAGUCCAAGCUGAUGGAGAGGUUUCUCAUGGAUGGAUUUCAGCCCCAGCAGCUGUCCACAUACGCCCUGACCCUGUACAAGCACACGGCCACGGUGGAUGGCAAGACCGUCCUUGUGGACUUCUGGGACACCGCGGGCCAGGAGCGGUUCCAGAGCAUGCACGCUUCCUACUACCACAAGGCCCAUGCCUGCAUCAUGGUCUUUGAUGUGCAGAGGAAAGUCACGUACAAGAACCUACACACCUGGUACACGGAGCUACGGGAGUUCCGGCCAGAGAUCCCGUGCAUCGUGGUGGCCAAUAAAAUUGACGCAGACAUAAAGGUGACCCAGAAAAGCUUCAACUUCGCCAGGAAGUUCUCCCUACCCCUGUACUUUGUCUCAGCUGCUGAUGGCACCAACGUUGUGAAGCUCUUCAACGAUGCAAUUCGAUUAGCUGUGUCUUACAAACAGAAUUCCCAGGACUUCAUGGAUGAGGUUUUGCAGGAGCUUGAGAACUUCGACUUGGAGCAGAAGGUGGAGGAUGAGCCAGACCAAGAGCAGCACGGUGCUGUCGAGGGCCCAGCCCCCUCCUGAGUCAGGGAAGGAGGCCUCUCCGUGUCCAGCCUGUUGGGAAGGGAGGGAGCUUUCAGAAUGCCCCUCCCUUCAGCAGCCACCAGCCCUGAACUGUGUCUCUUCCAGGCAGUCACCCACUCUGCCUCCUGCAAACCCGCCUGUCCCAUUCACUUCCCCUACUCGAUGGCCCGUGGUGCCUGAACCUUCCACAGUUGUCCCCUUCCCUGUACUUGGGCAGGAAUGGGUCGGCACCAGCAAGCACCCAGGACACGUAGAUGAGGUCCACAGCAGACGCUGGAGCAGAAUUGGGGGUCAGCAUAAGCCUCCCAGGGUCGCACAGCAAAUGGACUCAGGCAACAUGCUUUGUGUGUGUCCUAAAUAAAAGGGAGUUUAGGUGGCUUCUUUGUCUCCCAGAACUA
Molecule: messenger RNA, 1590 nt
Organism: Hipposideros armiger (great roundleaf bat)
Lineage: Eukaryota; Metazoa; Chordata; Mammalia; Chiroptera; Hipposideridae
Gene: RABL2B
Product: RAB, member of RAS oncogene family like 2B
Exons: 10
Coding region: 521-1192 (223 amino acids)
Molecular function (GO): GTPase activity; GTP binding
Source: RefSeq, a predicted model, not a curated record